Photinus pyralis (common eastern firefly) is the source of this 2034-nucleotide messenger RNA. RefSeq lists its product as uncharacterized. Gene Ontology annotation, molecular function: protein binding. NCBI's taxonomy places the organism in Eukaryota, Metazoa, Arthropoda, Insecta, Coleoptera, Lampyridae. The record is from RefSeq and is a predicted model, not a curated record. The annotation marks the transcript as partial. The transcript has 9 exons.
AAAGGAAGCAUUCAAAUGAUUAACACUAGAGAAACAUCGAGUCCGGAUGGUAAUACAACGACAAGCGUAUUGACGUUUGUGCCUUCUAUAGAAGAUGCCGGAAAAUACUUAUCGUGCCGCGGUCAGCAACAACUUAUUGCCGAUAGCGGAAUUGAGGACGGUUGGAGAUUGGACAUACAUCACGUGCCACUAGUGACGUUGGAGUUGGGAAGUAACUUAAACGGAAGUACAAUUCGUGAAGGGGUAGACGUUUAUUUUGAAUGCAACAUUAAAUCCAAUCCCUGGGUAUAUAGGGUUAGUUGGAGGCAUAACGGAAAGGUUCUGCAUAACAAUCCCACCUCGGGGACAAUAGUGAGUAACCAGAGUUUGGUUUUACAAAGCGUAACGAGAAAUAGAGCGGGACACUAUACUUGUGUUGGGAGCAACCAGGAGGGCGAUGGCGAAAGUAAUUCCGUACAGCUCGACGUUAAAUUUGCACCUGUAUGCAAACUCGGACAAACGAAAUCGUAUGGAAUUGCCAGACUGGAAGUGGCGGAAAUUCGUUGCGAACUAGAAGCGAAUCCCACAGAUAUUCAAUUCGUUUGGAAAUUUAAUAACACCGAUAACAAUGCUCUAAUUGUGGAGCUUCCGCAAAAUUUAGUUACGUCUGACCGUUCGCGUAGUAUAUUAUCGUAUAAACCGGCGGCAGAAUACGACUACGGGACUUUACUCUGUAGCGGAAGAAAUGAAAUAGGAGAGCAAAAAGAGCCCUGCGUAUUUUACGUAAAUCCUGCUGGUAAACCUGACGCUCUUUCAAAUUGUUCCAUUCAAAAUCAGACUACAGAAUCCAUAUUUGUUGAAUGCGUUGAAGGAUUUGACGGUGGUUUGCAGCAAGAAUUUAUUAUGGAAAUCUACAACGUUCAACAGCAUAAAUUGGUAAGCAGUGUCUCAUCCAAAAGUCCAAUAUUUGUUGUCGGAGGAUUGGAAUCUGGCAAUGAUUUUGAUGUUCAACUCUACGCUUCCAAUAAAAAGGGAAAGAGCGCCACCGUACAUUUACCUGCGUCCACCUUAAAAUCGGCAGAGAAGCACAUUUCCGCUUCUACAUCUGUGCCACUCCACAUAAGUCCAUUAUUGGGCGCCUUAAUUGGAAUUGUCGCAGCCCUCAUGCUAAUAGCAAUUACCGUUAUAAUUGUAAUUCGCUUGCGACACUGCGGAAAUGAACGCGAACUUAAGACGUACGAUGACGAGGGUUUAUCCUUGUCAGUCACGCAAUGUACAACCAAUGGAGCGGAUAAGGGCAACAUUGAGACCAACGGCGAAAUGAAUGGAAGUAUGGAAAGCUUAGAAGAAAAGAAUCCAGACAUUAUCCCCCAUAACAACGCGGAGGAGUUUUUUGAGGACGAUAAACAGGGUUAUAUAUUAAUUAACAACGGCCCUGUUUGUACGUAUCCUAGAUUUCAAGCGCCCGUUGUUAUAGUAGGGCAAAAUAGUCACUAUGAUGAGUAUAGGACGUCGGAUCAGAAUGAAGAGCAGUUCACUCAGCUUUCUAUACCUAAUCGAGGGGUGCCUUAUAUCAUAUACAACAAACCAGCGCCUAAUAAUGCGUUAUACCGACAGGAGGCGAUUGUGUAUGGUGGAAGAGAACCCUCUACUCAAGUACUACCGUGUUUGCAGCCUCUCAGCCCUCCAUAUACGUUAUCAACCUUACAAAGGAAGCAACGUCAAGUAGUGCAUCCACACGUAUCUUGCUCCAUGCAAAAUGAGCCAAUAACGAUAAAUGAUAGUGGUAGUGACCCUAUCCUGUCAAGGACACAGAUGGACCCGUGUUAAGAACUGAUCUCGCACUGCAUGGCCCCCCUCCCUUGUCGUUUGAUACGUUAUGUUAAAGAGAAUUUUAUUACUAUUUCUGUUGAUUAUGUUUUAAACAUUACUUAUUUAAUCAUAUUUGUUGACAAUAAAAUUAAAUGUAAAUGUUCGAUACAAAUUUUCAUGUUGUUAAUAUUUUAUAAGAUUUUGUAAAUGGAGAUAUAAAUUUUAUAUUAAAUAUAAAAUAAC